AUGACCCAUUUCCCCGUCAACAUCGCCAGUGACAAGCAGGAAUUUGAUCCAGAGCGCUGGGCAAAGACGCCUACUACCGAAAGCAGUGUUAACGGCGAGAAUGGCACUGCUCCUACCUCUGGUCUUCCAUCUCGGCACCCCUCGACCGGAAUCUCCGUCCUCAUUGUCGGUGCUGGAAUGGGUGGACUGAUGACGGCGUUAGAAUGCUGGAGAAAGGGCCAUGAUGUUGCGGGAAUUCUAGAACGGAGUGAGGGACCUGUGUAUUCAGGAGAUAUCAUUGUCAUGCAGCCUUCUGCCGUAUCUAUAAUCCGGCACUGGCCCGACAUGCUCCAUGAUAUGAAAGCGGAGCAAGUCCACGCCGUCGUUAGCUACGAAACUCAUGAUGGACGGCACAUUUACGGCCCAACCGUCCCCUCGUUCAAUGACCCCGAGCACCUGGAAACACGCAAAGGUCCAUUUGUUGCCCCCGCUCAGGUUCGCCGGAAAUUCUACCGCAUGCUCCUGCGCCAGGUCGCAAGGUGCGGGCUCCGCGUUGAAUAUGGAAAGACGGUGAAGAGCUAUUUUGAAGAUGAAAAGGAUGGCAAGGGCGGCGUUAUAAUCGCAACAACAGGAGAAGCAGAGGUCAGAGUGGCUGAUAUCGUCGUUGCAGCGGACGGCCUCAAAUCUCCUUCAGAGAUAUUGAUAGCCGGUCAGCAUGUUCCUCCAAGAUCAAGCGGGCUGAGUAUCUAUCGCACUGCAUUUCCGAAAGAUUUAGCAAUGCAGAAUGAGCUCGUACGGAAGCGAUGGAGCGAUAGUCCACCCAUCUGGGAAUACUGGCUUGGACCGGGCAUGUAUCUUGGUGUCUUCGUCGGCGACGAUAUUAUCUCCUUCGGAUUCACGCCCCGUGAUGACAUCGUUGAAGGCACAGCCACUGAAUCAUGGGAGCCUGAUACAGAUCCCGAGACUGUGGCGCAGGCUAUGCUCUCCGGUGCAGGAGACUGGGAUCCCGCUGUGCUAGCGCUCAUUCGAAGCGCGCCGAAAGGCGCAAUUGUUCAUUGGCCUCUCCUCUGGCGGGACCUUCGCCGCGAGUGGACCUCACCUGCCGGACGGGUAGUGCAAGUCGGCGACAGCGCGCACAGCUUCAUUCCUACCUCAGGAAACGGAGGCUCGCAGGCCUUGGAAGACGCAAUCACGCUUGCAACAUGCCUCCAAUUAGCCGGAAGCUCGCAGCGUGCAUAUCUUGGGACCAAGAUCUACAAUCUUCUCCGGUAUGAGCGGGUCUCUUGUGCACAAAAAAUGUCGUUCGUGAAUUCUCAGCUGAAGACGGGCACGGACUGGGAUGCGAUCUGGAAGGAUCCGGCGAAGAUCAGGACAAGGUUUCCUAAGUGGAUCUUUCAGCAUGAUCCGGAGGCGUAUGCAUAUGAAAAGUUCGGCGAGGCGUUUGCGCAUUUACUUGAUGGGAGAGAGUUUGUGAAUACGAACUAUCCUCCGGGCCAUGAGUUUAGGGCUUGGACGGUGGAGGAGGUUUGGAGGAAUAUUGCAGAUGGGAAGAGAGUGGAGGAUUUGUUGGAUGGUGAUUGGUCUUAG
Aspergillus nidulans FGSC A4 is the source of this 1566-nucleotide messenger RNA. Its product is annotated as protein mdpD. The record is from RefSeq and is a predicted model, not a curated record. Bases 1 to 1566 code for a protein of 521 amino acids. The transcript has 2 exons. Gene Ontology annotation, molecular function: FAD binding. NCBI's taxonomy places the organism in Eukaryota, Fungi, Ascomycota, Eurotiomycetes, Eurotiales, Aspergillaceae.